AAUUGAAGUUUAUUCACUUGCAACAAGUUGGCGUUGUCAGUCGUCUUUAUUGGAUUUAGGGUUGAUUAUUUUCAGUUCUUGUCGUGUUUUAUUUAAGUGUUUUAAACGUAGUAGCUAUUGUUAAAGGUGAAGGAAUAUAACAGUACCAGGAAGCUUGAAACAUCUGAAUAAAGGCAUUUCAAAACAAUUGAAUUAAUUGAGCCGUUUGACCUGUCACGAUUAAACACAUUUGACUUUCAAAUAAUAAGUAUUAACAAUACGUGUAGUGCAACCGUAGCAAAGCAGUAGCGUUCGUUGGUGUUAAAAUUUUAAUUUGAAAAUGAAUAAGAUAACAAUCAAUGAAGAUCUCGCUAGAGAGCGAUCGAGGUGUGACUUUGAUAUAGAAGAGUUGACGAACAUAUUGGAUGGCGGGAAAGAACGGACAAUGCAACGGAGAGACACAGAGAAUACUGUUCUUAAUAACGAAGAGUAUAAAGAGAAAAUACCGGAAGAAUGUUUAAGCAUCAAGGAGCGAUACGAGAAUGCUGUAAGGAGGUCAUGCUUGUACGCUGAUUUGGUGAAAAAGAAGCUUCUCGAAAUGACAGCCUUGGAGAGUUUCGGUACCCAGUACCUUCGAAGGACGUCAGACGCGUAUUUCAAAGAAGUAUCCCCCUUCCUUCUUCAUAUGGGAAUGUUCGUUCCCACGAUAAUGGGGCAGUGCACCCCAGAACAACAGGCUACGUGGUUGCCGAAGGCUCUGAACCUUGAAAUUAUAGGCACAUAUGCACAGACUGAAUUAGGUCAUGGUACGUUUAUAAGGGGUCUGGAAACUACGGCCACGUAUGACCCCAAAACGGAAGAAUUUAUCAUGCACACACCGACACUUACUGCAUUCAAAUGGUGGGCUGGUGGAUUGGGAAAAACCGCAAAUCAUUGUAUAGUAGUAGCCCAAUUGUACACCCAAGGGGAGUGCUAUGGUAUUCAUACCUUCCUUGUCCAAGUACGAGAUUUGGAGACACACGAGCCUCUGCCAGGCAUCAAAGUUGGUGAAAUUGGCCCAAGGAUGGGUUUCAAUACCGCUGACAAUGGUUUCUUAGGCUUCGACCAUUUUAGGAUCCCCCGAGAAAAUAUGCUAAUGAAAAACGCUCAGGUUUUGCCGGACGGUACGUACGUGAAAGUAGCAAGGCAUGAGAAACUCACAUACGGGACGAUGGUUUUCGUGCGUGUUACGCUCGUUUCGGAGUCUGCGUUCAACCUGGCGAAAGCCGCAACCAUCGCCGUCAGGUACUCGGCGGUGAGGCGGCAGUCAGAAAUGAAGCCGGGAGCACCGGAACCUCAAGUUUUGGACUAUCCAACUCAGCAGCACAAACUUUUUAUUGCCAUAGCAACUGCCCAGGCGUUGCAGUUCAAUGCCAGCUGGCUCUGGAAGACCUUCACAAAAGUAUUGAGCGAAAUGAAGAAAGGAAAUGUAGAUACAUUGCCCGAGCUGCACGCGCUAUCCAGCUGCCUCAAAGCAAUAAGCACUUCAGACGCGGCGGAGUACAUAGCGCGCUGCGGCGCGGCGUGCGGCGGGCACGGUUAUUCGCUGUCCUCCCGCCUGCCACACAUAUACAGCUCCGUUGUGGCCACCAGGACGUAUGAGGGCGACUAUACUGUGCUCCUCUUGCAGACUGCCAGAUUCCUGGUCAAGGCAUGGGAACAGGCUGAAGGGGGGGUAUCUGUAACACCCACUAUUUCUUAUCUCAACCGCGUUCUAACCCAGAAAACAUCAUCUUGGGAAAACAGUCAAGAAGGAAUUAUUAGAUCUUUCGAGGCCAUAUCUGCAGGGAAAAUAGCACACUGCGUAAAUAAUAUUAGAGACCGGAGAAAGACAGGUGCUUGCUAUGAAGAUGCUUGGAUCUUAACUACAAACCAAUUGGUGGCUGCAGCUGAGGCGCACUGUAGAGCAGUUCUUCUAAGAGUAUACUACGAGGAAUCACUGCGCAUGACUCGAAAUGCUAGUGAAAAUGUGAGGAAGGUCGUCAGUCAACUCGUCCAGCUAUACUUGACUUACUGGGCCCUUGAGAGGACUGGCGAUCUGUUGAGGUAUACGAAUGUCAGUGAAAAAGAUUUGAAACAGCUGGAGAUGCAAUACGAGAGUCUGUUAGCUGACAUCCGGCCCAACGCCGUGGGCCUUGUAGACGCCUUCGAUAUUAGAGAUGAGAUACUACAAUCGAGUCUAGGCUCCUACGACGGUAGGGUCUACGACCGGCUGAUGGAGGAAGCGUUGAAGACUCCACUUAACGCGGAAGCGGUAAAUCAAUCAUUCCACAAAUACUUACGCCGAUAUGCCAUCCAAGCAAAACUGUGA
Messenger RNA from Zerene cesonia (dogface butterfly), 2329 nucleotides. RefSeq names its product probable peroxisomal acyl-coenzyme A oxidase 1. Gene Ontology annotation, cellular component: peroxisome. NCBI's taxonomy places the organism in Eukaryota, Metazoa, Arthropoda, Insecta, Lepidoptera, Pieridae. The record is from RefSeq and is a predicted model, not a curated record. Gene Ontology annotation, molecular function: fatty acid binding; FAD binding; acyl-CoA oxidase activity. The transcript has 14 exons. Gene Ontology annotation, biological process: lipid homeostasis; fatty acid beta-oxidation using acyl-CoA oxidase. Bases 320 to 2329 code for a protein of 669 amino acids.